CUUAAUAGUUGGCUGUCAAAUGCUGUUCCGCUGUCAGUCGUGUGCCGGUGCACCUGGGUUGAAGGUUGGUUGUUAAUUGGUUUUGGUGUGAAUUCGAGGAGAAAGUAACUCAGAAAUCCUAGUCUGUAAUGGCCGUGAGGUUAAGUUGAAUGGGGGCUCUCGUUGGAAAUAUUUAGUUGCAAAUCCCAUUGGAUUCGUUAUGAAAUUCUACAGUUCUGGAUUGAGACAUUUCCUGGACAGUUGGCCUGGUAAGAAGCGUUUCGGAAUCUACAGGUUCCUGCCGGCGUUCUUCCUCCUGGGGGCCGCUCUGGAGUAUUCCAUGAUCAAUUGGACAGUUGGCGAGACAAAUUUCUAUAGGACCUUCAAGAGGAGGCAGGCGAAAAAUUUGAUAGAGGACGGCCUAGAAAGUCACAGCAUCCAAAUUCCUUCGGAAACAAAAGCCACUCCCGCGUCGAAGGCGUUGUAGGGACUGAGUAUCUUCUGACCCUUGCUUGGGACCUGGUGCGCGCUUGUGGUCACCGAUAUGCCUGCCGGAGUGUCGUGGGCUCAGUAUUCGAAAUUCUUCGUCGCCGCCAUGCUCUCCAUGCUCGCCGGCUCCCAAGUGGUCCACAUG
Hermetia illucens (black soldier fly) is the source of this 613-nucleotide messenger RNA. It is a transcript of the gene sloth1, whose product is annotated as small integral membrane protein 4. Bases 200 to 466 code for a protein of 88 amino acids. The transcript has 3 exons. The record is from RefSeq and is a predicted model, not a curated record. NCBI's taxonomy places the organism in Eukaryota, Metazoa, Arthropoda, Insecta, Diptera, Stratiomyidae.